GCUAAAGUGAUCAUUAGUUUAGAAAGUGGCCCCCAAACCUCUUUCAUUAGCCCUAUUCAAAAAUGGCAGCGAUAUGUUUCCCGGGCCACAGGUCGGUUGUAACCCGGAAGUGACUUUCUAAGGCGGGGUCAGGAAUAAUCCGGAAGUGAGUGUAACGAAGAGGUGCCACUUGGCGGCCAUGGCAGCUGUAGUAUUGGCGACUCCGGGUCGAGGCCCGGCGAAGUGGAAUACCAUGGGCAGUAGCGGGUAUAGGGCAGAGACAGCUUUAUGUCAGUUUAGCUGGUGAAUCCCUACGGCCCAUCGUUAGAGACCUGCAAGACUCCUUUCCCCAGUCUAGUGUCGGAGGGGAGUGUACUGGGACCUGCGGGCUGGUCCCAGAACUGGGGAGCGGAUCAGCUAGCUGCAGGGCCGUCCGAGAAAAACAGGCGCCGAGACUACGCCAAGAGGUUCACUUGGGUUUUUCUUUUUUUCCUGCUACUAUCCGAGACGUUGUGUAUGUAGCGGAGGAGUGGGCCGUUGUACCACCCUCAUUCCGAAGAUUGAAGAAAUUGCUCAUUCGCACAAUUUCCCCAUCUCUGUUAACCCACGAGAAUCCAGUGACUGACAUUUAAGAACCCAGGGGCUGGGAUCUAAGAGUGCUCAAAGUUUUCUCUGGUGCUAGUGUCAGCAAAAAGGGAUCGUUUCCACGUAACAUUCAAGAGAAAAGUGCCUCGAGAACACAUCUGGUGAAGAGGCCUAAAGAACUGAAAAGUCCAUUUGUUCUCUUGGAACCACUGCAUGUUUAGAGCAUAAACACCUUUUGAAGCGGCUGGAAUUUUGAAGUCUGGUGUUGGAGGGUGGAUAAAGGAGGGCAGAAUGGAUGAUUUCAUCUCCAUUAGUCUACUCUCGCUGGCUAUGUUAGUGGGAUGUUACGUGGCUGGAAUCAUUCCCUUGGCUGUUAAUUUCUCGGAGGAGCGACUGAAGCUGGUGACUGUUUUGGGUGCUGGCCUGCUCUGUGGAACUGCCCUGGCGGUCAUCGUGCCUGAAGGAGUACAUGCACUUUAUGAAGAUAUUCUGGAGGGAAAACACCACCAAGCCAGUGAAACACAGAAUGUGAUUGCAUCAGACAAAGCAGCAGAAGUAUCGAUUGUCCACGAACGUGAGCACGGCCAUGACCACACACAGCUGCAUGCCUACAUCGGUGUGUCCCUUGUGCUCGGCUUUGUUUUCAUGUUACUGGUGGACCAGAUUGGCAGCUCCCACGUGCAUUCUACUGACGAUCCAGAAACAGCAAGGCCUAGCAGUUCCAAAAUCACCACCACACUGGGUCUGGUGGUCCAUGCUGCAGCUGAUGGUGUUGCUUUGGGAGCAGCAGCUUCUACAUCACAGACUAGUGUCCAGUUAAUUGUGUUUGUGGCAAUAAUGCUCCAUAAGGCCCCGGCAGCUUUUGGGCUGGUUUCCUUCUUGAUGCAUGCUGGCCUGGAGCGGAAUCGAAUCAGAAAGCACUUGCUGGUCUUCGCACUAGCAGCACCAGUUAUGUCCAUGGUGACGUACUUAGGACUCAGUAAGAGCAGUAAAGAAGCCCUUUCAGAAGUCAACGCCACUGGAAUGGCCAUGCUUUUCUCUGCUGGGACAUUUCUUUAUGUUGCCACAGUACAUGUCCUCCCUGAGGUGGGCGGAAUGGGGCACAGCCACAAGCCCGACGGCACUGGAGCGAGAGGCUUCAGCCGCCUGGAGGUGGCAGCCUUGGUCCUGGGUUGCCUCAUCCCACUCAUCCUGUCAGUAGGACACCAGCAUUAAAUGUUCAGGUCCCAGCCUCAGCCCAUGGCCGUUUGCCACCCAGUGAGAACAGCCGGCACCUGCCAGCCGCUCACCUCCUCAGUCUCUGUCUGGCCUUCCCCAUCUCCACCUGUGUUGCUAGAGUUGGGAGGGAGGUGAGAGUCGAUCCUGGAGUGAUGGAUAAGUAAGUGUGCAGUGGAGGAGCAGCAUUGUGAUUAGGUAGAGGCUUGUAUUGUCUUUUAAAGGGUCCUUGGCGUAUUGAGUUUUGAUAUUUCUCUUAACCCUAUUCUCAGGGAAGAUGGAACUUAGUUUUAAGGAAAAGUAGAGAGCUUCAUACAAUAAAAUAGUCAUUAUGAAAACAGUGUCCUGUAAGUAGACUAAAUUUCUUUCUUCUUAGAGGCUCUGCCACUUCACCCCUUGAUUUUUAACAUGGUUCUCACUGUGUAAGACUAGUAUUUUAGCAUCUGUGUCACAUACUUUAAUAAAAGAUCACAGCACCCACUCUCAGAUGCUGAAGGUGAUUGCUGUUAAUUUGCAAUUACAGCACAGGAAAGAAGGGCUGGACACAUUGAAAACGGACUAGUGCUCAAAGGAGAUAUCUAUUGAAAGAGGACGUCUAGAGACUUAAAUGCUUCCUUUGCACGUGCCUCUCUAAAUGCAGCCUGCAGUCCCAUCCUGGGGAGCGGGAGCAGCAGCGGGACCAGCUUCAGAAGAGGUGACUGCUCUUUUGGAGUAUUCUCUUCUAGUUUCCUUUGCGAACUAACUGCCUCUAGCACAUUCUUACAGAGGAACAAAGUUCUAGCAGAUUUGGGCUGAGGCUUUCCUCCAGAACAGUCUGAUCACAAAGUAUCUUUGGAAAUGAGGGAGGCUAAAUUUUAAGUGAAUUUGGAUAGUUACUGACAUCUCUGUAGUCACCCUUUUUUUUUCCACCUCAGUACCGGGGAUCAAACUCAGGACCUUGUACUUGCUAGGCAGGUGCAGCACCACUGAGCUAAAUCCCCGGCCCUGUAGUCACCUUUUAAAGAAGACUACCAAAGUCCUUUCUUUUUAUUUUUUUAGUAUUUCUUUUAUCAGGUCAGCAGUCCCUCUGGCUAAGCACUUGUCUGGCACGGGAGCAUUGUGCCUGCUCACAUAAACACCUGUAGCAUGAAGAAAGUCUAGCUGUGUCAUAAAUGAGAAGUGUCUGCCCAGUAGCCUAAAACUUCUCAAAAUCAUGUCCUUUAUAUAUUUAUCUUUCCCACGGUUUUCUCCUAACUUUUCCCUUUGGUCCCUCCUACAAUUUGCUGCUCACUUCUGGUGGCAAUGUUCAUACUUGUGUAAGAUGAAUACUUCUGAGAACAACCACUUCUUGAACUGUGAUGAUGAAGAUAAUAUUGUCUCUGUUCUUCACUGCCUUCAAAGAAUUUACUUUUGUGUCAAAUGCAGCUUUGUUAAGUCCUCAAAAUAUCACCUCCUCAUGUUUGAAUUGACAUAAUCAUUAAUAUUCUGAUAAUUUAAACAAUUGAGACAGCGAAAGUGUUUAACAAACUAAGGUAAUUUUUCCAUGUUUGCCAAAAUCCAUAUAAAUCCUGUUUUGUCAAAUAAGUGUAUAAUACUGUAUCCUUAAUUUAUUUUGAUUUUCUAUACCAUUUCAAAGCACAUUUUUUACAUUAAGAAAGAACCACAACUGAUUUCUUCAAGGGAGUGGAUUUAGUUGUUUGUAAAAUCGUGUUAUAUGACGCAUAAACCAGCAUGCCUGUAAUUUCUUUUUUUCCUAGAUUUGUCACUGUGCCAGCAGCUGUGGAAUUAAACUUGCGUGCCCUCUGCUGGCUGCAGUGAAGAAAGUAGCAUCAGUAGGACACAGUUUUUAUAGUAGCUGGCAACCAUUGCAUGUAAUGUUAAAAUAGAGGGAAGGCCCAGUAGAGAAAGUCUGAGGGACUGUCCUGAACAGAAGGUAACACCUGACUCGUAGGAAGCUGCCAGUAUCACCUUGUCCUUCGAAGUAUGGUUGCCUAGAUUCUCUCCAGAAACUUACUUUGUCAAAGGAAGAUUUUUUUGUGUCUGGUUUGGUUUCGAUAGAAGUAAUUUCUAUCAUGUUGUGUGCAGUGAUCAGAAAUUUAUUCUGUUGGCCAAAGCCUCUUUCAGCAGUGCCUUGCCAUCUCACUUAUAAGUUUGGCUGGAAUAUCUUGCUGGAUAGGCCCUUGAAUUCUGGCAAGGAUUGAACCCUCGAGCUUCCAAAUUUGCCUGCCCUUCUGGACCUCAGUAUUCACCAACUCUCAGACGCCAUGGACUUUCCCAGUCUUAAAGCUGCGGCCUCAGGAACUGCUUGUUCUACCCUGGUCAACAGGCAGAUAUAGCCAUACAAAUCUCAUAGGGCUCAUAUGCGUCUUCAGGCAGCAGGGAACUGUGCAACAUGGCAGGGGCCUCUGCUGAGAAAGAGCUCACUCACGUGCUGGGCAUGGUCUCUGGAGAGGCCAUCACAAUGCUCACUGUAGCACCCCCCAGUUCCGUUUUUCUCCUGUUGAAAACUGCCUCCUUAGAUGCGGAUGCCUUAAUGCUCUAACACGUUUGGAAACAUUGAUGAUACUUAGGUUGCUGCCAUGACUGCUGGAAUUACUGGCUACCAAAGAGAUGCAGUUGAUGAUGAAAAGCAUGGCCCAUCCUUCUUCACAACCAAAGUCAAUGUUCAUUGCAAUUUGAGUCCUUUUCCUUGGUAGGGAUAGACUUUCUUCAGAUUCAGAGUGAUCUCUGAAAUGGCAAAUGAAGUUGAAAAA
Molecule: messenger RNA, 4511 nt
Organism: Fukomys damarensis (Damara mole-rat)
Lineage: Eukaryota; Metazoa; Chordata; Mammalia; Rodentia; Bathyergidae
Gene: Slc39a9
Product: solute carrier family 39 member 9
Exons: 7
Coding region: 856-1779 (307 amino acids)
Biological process (GO): zinc ion transport; transmembrane transport
Cellular component (GO): membrane
Molecular function (GO): metal ion transmembrane transporter activity
Source: RefSeq, a predicted model, not a curated record